GUCAGUACAGUUAGCAAGUGUAAUAUAACUCACUCAAACUAUUGUCUGUCGUUGCUAAAGAUCACAUAAACACGUAUCGCGAUGUGGCAGCGGUUUAAUAUAAAAGCCGUAUCUGUUACAUUUGAGCCUCUGAGCUUGGCACCAGCUGUGAUACACAUCUGGCAGUUAUACCUCUGUGUCUAGUGAAGUGCCAGCCCACAAAUACAGCAUGUCCUCCCAGGAAGAAGAUGGGACUGCAGAGCCGGGCCAUAACACUGCGGGACCAUCCACUUGCUCCUCCACUGAGAAUGAUGAGACCACUGGAGACAUCAUCACUGUCACCAUUGGAGCAACUGUGCCCACAGGGUUUGAGCACACUGCUGCAGAAGAGGUCAAUGAGAAGAUUGGGGUUGAUGCACGAAUCAGCAAAGAUCGUGGUCGCAUAUACUUUCCAAUAACCACUGACAAGCUUUUUCAGGUCCAUCUUCUGAGGUCUGUGGACAACCUAUUUGUUGUGGUUGAGGAAUAUGAUCAUUACCAGUUCAAAGAAUCAAAGGAGGAGACAUUGAUGGAGAUGCAGCAGCUUGCCUCCAAACUCCCCUGGACUAAUGCCUUAGAGGUUUGGAAACUAAAUGGCGCCCUAAAAAAGAAGAAGGGCUACCGGAAAGGAGGAAAUGGUACCAAAGUAAAACCUAAUAGUGAGGCCGCUGAUGCAGCCGUUGCUGAUACUGAGCAGCAAGAGCUACCGCUGGCGGCGUCUGCUGCUGAAACCCCGACAAAGGCGGAGAGCACAGCUGACACGGAGACCAGCACGCAGGACACCGAGGAGACAGCACCCGAGGCCAAACCCAUCAAGUUUCGUGUGACGUGCAACAGGGCUGGUGACAAACACAGCUUUUCCUCUAACGAGGCAGCCAGAGACUUUGGUGGGGCCGUGCAAGAAUUCUUCCUGUGGAAAGCAGACAUGACAAAGUUUGACAUAGAGGUGUUACUAAACAUACACAAUGAAGAGGUGGUGAUCGGCAUUGCACUCACAGAAGAGAGUCUUCACAGGAGAAACAUCAGUCACUUUGGACCCACUACUCUGCGGUCUACCUUGUGCUAUGGCAUGCUCAGGCUGUGUAAACCUCAGGCAUCCGAUAUAAUACUUGAUCCAAUGUGCGGGACUGGAGCUAUACCAUUGGAGGGGGCCAUUGAAUUUAACAGUUCAUUCUACGUUGCCGGUGACAACAAUGACAUGGCAGUUAACCGCACUGUCAAUAAUAUAUGUCACAUCCAGAAACGGAGGGCAGUCAAGGGCAGUGCAUCUGGAUUGCCUAUUGACACAGUGCGUUGGGAUCUGUGCAAUUUACCCAUAAGGACCGGCUCUGUUGACAUUAUCAUCACUGACAUGCCCUUUGGGAAGAGAAUGGGCUCUAGGAAGAAGAACUGGGACCUGUACCCUUCCUGUCUGAGGGAAAUGGCCCGUGUGUGCACACCAGGCUCAGGAAAGGCUGUCUUGUUGACGCAGGACAAGAAAUGCUUGGCCAAGGCUAUCUCGAGGAUGGGAGGGCUGUGGAGGAAGCUGCACACUGUUUGGGUCAACGUUGGGGGUUUACAUGCUGGAGUCUACCUCCUCAAGCGAACCGGGGCCGUGUUUGGCCAAACUCCGGAGGAUGUCUAUGAAUCACGAGGGACGGUUAAUGCAAAAGGGGAUGAGAAGGGUGACAAGGAGCUCUCUUAAUUCCCAUCCUGCAUUUAGGUUCUGAAUUUAUAUUUAAGGCCAUUAAGGAUUGACAUUUUUUAUACUUUUUAUUUUUUUCAGAUUCUCUGGUCAAGUUUGCCAAGCAUUUGUGUGUAAUUUUUUGUUUCUCAUUUAGUUUAAUGUGAAA
Messenger RNA from Perca fluviatilis (European perch), 1850 nucleotides. It is a transcript of the gene thumpd3, whose product is annotated as THUMP domain containing 3. Lineage: Eukaryota; Metazoa; Chordata; Actinopteri; Perciformes; Percidae. The coding region runs from base 209 to 1702 and encodes 497 amino acids. Gene Ontology annotation, biological process: tRNA methylation. The transcript has 10 exons. The record is from RefSeq and is a predicted model, not a curated record. Gene Ontology annotation, molecular function: RNA binding; tRNA (guanine) methyltransferase activity.